Molecule: messenger RNA, 1149 nt
Organism: Penaeus vannamei (Pacific white shrimp)
Lineage: Eukaryota; Metazoa; Arthropoda; Malacostraca; Decapoda; Penaeidae
Source: RefSeq, a predicted model, not a curated record
UUUGUUCAGGAGACUAAGAAAGAAGAGCCUGAAGCCUCAGGAAAAGGUGCAGCACUCGGGGACAUUCCAUACAUUAACGCCAUGAUCAUGAAAAUGCAAGUAGAUGACCUAAAGGUUUUACACAGAGUUGCCUACAGUCGGCCUGGAAGUGGGAAUGAGGUGAAAAAGAACUUAAGGAAAUUCAAUGGCUUCCCAUUUACAAAAGAGGAUAAAAAGUACAAUUUGAAAUUAAGUAAUGUAGAGAGGAUUUUAAUGUCUGAGAUCAAGAAGAUGCUUUUGAUAUUGGGCUUGGAGCGCGCUGGCAACAAAGGCGAGGUUGUUGAGAGAUUGAUGGACUUCAUGCUAAAUCCUGAAGAUAGGGGACGGAAGCCACCCACAGUUGCAAAGACCAAAGCUAGAGGAAGACCCAAAAAGGGAACACAAGGGAAGAAGAAAAAGAAUAACACAUCAAAUGAGUCUGUCAAGAGCGGAGAAAGUGGGAGCGACGAGUCAGGUGAUAGUGGAGAAGAGGAAGUGGAGGAGGAAGAGGAAGAAGAAAAGCCCAAGAAAACACAGAAGAAAACACCUGCAAAAAAGCCUCAAGCCAAGAGGGCAACACCAGCCAAGAAAGCAGCGCCUGCUAAGCGCUCAAAGGCCAUUGCUUCUGCAGACUCUGAUUCUGACUCGGAUGAUGAGCCUCUUGCAAAGAAAGUCAAGCAACCUCCUACGGAUGUUGAGCUGAAGGCAAUGGUGAAGAAGAUCUUAGAUGGCGCCAAUUUAGAAGAAAUUACAAUGAAAAGUGUUUGUCGACAAGUGUAUGAUAAUUACCCCGACUUUGACUUAACUCACAAAAAAGACUUCAUAAAGGAAACAGUAAAAUCAAUUAUUUCGUGAUCAGUUGGCACAACCAAUUUUACCAUAGUACAAAGUGUUCAUAUACUUUUUUUUUCUUCUCUUUUAUUUCUUUGUUUUUCUUUAUAUUUUUUUAUAUAACUAAUGUCAGAGAUAGCUAUUUUCCAAAUCUAGCAAAAUUGCUACUUUGCAAAUCUUUUAAAAGAGAGUUGAUUAAUGAUAAUAGUAAUCAAUGUGGAUGAAAUUUUGAGGCACAUUUUAUGCAAAAAAAAAAAAAAGAAAGAAAGAAAGAAAAUGAACCACAGUUAAGGUUACUAA